CGAACACCAAGAUUUAACGUGGAAACCCCAAAUCGGGAAAAAACCACGAAGCCUUCCACUAAUCACCAAGAAAAUCAGUGGGUACACCAAGAAUCUUCUCUAAAUCAAUUAGAGGUACACACAAUCAUCAAGUAAUAACUUGGAACACCAAACAACAAUAAUCUUCACUAAAGAGUGAGAAAUCCCCAAUAAAAACGCAACAACAAACAGAGGCAGUUUUACCGACAUCGAGAGGUCAAAACAACAAUCCCACCGUUGGAUAUGAAGAAGAGGAUGUGAGGAACAACAUACUAAAAUUUCAUCCCAAUCGGAGCUCGUUUGGUCAUCGAUCGGAGCACAAAACAAGGCUGCACCUCUUCUUUUCUUCCUUCUUCCUUCUCUCGGCUCUCACCCCAUUUCUUCUCUGUUUUGCUGCUGUCCUUUCUGCCGAUGCGCAAAAAAUAAAACAAGAAAAUCUUUUUGGGAUGGAGGGAGUAUAUACUCCCUCACGAAAAAGAAGUCUCUCUCCUCCGGAUCAGGAACAAUCAGGCUCUAUAAAAAGACAACCUGCGAGCCCUCAAACAACUUCAUCGUCCCACGAGCUCUAAGCUCACACUCUCUCUCCUCUCCAAUCCCCCAAAAGAAGAAACCCACCCACCAUGGCCAUGGCUUUCAAGAUGGCGACUACAGGGAUGUGCUUAACGGAUGAGUGCAAGAACUCGUUCAUGGAGAUGAAGUGGAAGAAGGUGCACAAGUACAUAGUUUUCAAGAUCGAGGAGAAGUCCCGGCAGGUCACCGUCGACAAGGUCGGCGGUGCCGGCGAGAGCUACGACGAUCUGGCGGCCUCCCUGCCGAAAGACGACUGCCGGUACGCCGUCUUCGACUUCGACUUUGUCACCGUGGACAACUGCCGGAAGAGCAAGAUCUUCUUCAUUGCCUGGGCGCCGGCGGGAUCGCGGAUCAGGGCGAAGAUGCUGUAUGCGACGUCCAAGGACGGGCUCCGGAGGGCGCUCGACGGGAUCCACUAUGAAGUUCAGGCGACCGACGAGGCGGAGAUGGGCAUGGAUGUGAUUCAGGACAGGGUCAAGUAGAUUUUGAUUCUUCAUCCAUUGAAUUAGCAGCUAAUGGGGAAAAAUGGUCUAAUCUUGUUUUUGGCAUCUCUAGGGAUAAUGAUCAUCAAAUACAAUCUCACUUUUAUUAAUUUUCAUUCACGGCCAUUAAUAAAACAUUAUAUUAUUAUGAGUGGGAAAAGUAUAAUUUUUAUUUAAUAAAUGAUUAAAUUUUACCUAAUUUA
Cuscuta campestris is the source of this 1273-nucleotide messenger RNA. The record is from the annotation of a GenBank genome assembly. Lineage: Eukaryota; Viridiplantae; Streptophyta; Magnoliopsida; Solanales; Convolvulaceae.